GGAUCCCUCUCUCUCCGCAGUCCCUUGAUCUAGACGGCGGAGGCGGCGAGCCGGCGGCGGGCUCCUGCCUCCUGCUCCUCAGUACACACCUACUCCCCGGCUCCUGCUCCUCCCACUCACCCUCAGGCGCCAGGAGCAGCUCGCCGGCAGCAGCGCCGCUCAGGCGAGAACAACAACAGCAAGGCAGAUCCGCCUCCAUGGCUGCCGUUUCUCCCCUCCCCGUCUGCCUCCUCCUCCUCGUCGCCGCCCUCCUCCUCCCAGCAUCCAACGCCAUCUACUGCGACGAGGACGACUGCUACGACCUCCUCGGGGUCAAGCAGGACGCUAACGCGUCGGAGAUCAAGAAGGCCUACUACAAGCUCUCCCUCAAACACCACCCGGACAAGAACCCCGAUCCGGAGUCGAAGAAGCUCUUCGUCAAGGUCGCCACCGCCUACGAGAUACUAAAAGAUGAGACAACUAGGGAGCAGUAUGACUAUGCUGUUGCGCAUCCAGAAGAGUUCUUCUACAACACUGCUCAAUACUACAGGGCCUACUACGGAUAUAAAACGGAUCCUCGUGCUGUGUUGAUUGGCCUUCUUUUAAUCGUGUCAGCAUUCCAAUACAUACACCAGUUGACAGCAUAUAGUCAGGCCAUUGAAAGUGUGAAGCAAACUCCUGCUUACAGAAAUAGGUUGAAAGCAUUGGAGUUUGAGCGAACAGGAGGAAUUUCAAGCAAAAAAAAGGGUACCAAGCAGAUCGAUAAAAAUUUGGAAAAUGAGCUUAGAGGUGAAGUUGACUUGCAAAUUCAGGGAGUUAAGAAACCUUCUGCGUGGAGUCUCUAUGGAGUCCAACUUAUACUUCUGCCUUACUUCAUUGGCAAGCUGCUCACUUGGCAAAUUUGUUGGUUUUGGAGAUACCGGGUAAAGAAAUUGCCAUAUGCAUGGGAGGAUGCAUGCUAUUUGACCAGGACAUCUCUUAGGAUACCUGAUAACACAUGGCAAAAUAUAGAUGAGUUUACGAAGGAGGAUCUUGUGAUGAAGCGUCUCUGGGAGAAAGCCAACAUGGAGAGGCACAUGGCGGAGGCGAGAAAAGGAUCGAGGCGUAGAAGAUAAGCUCAGUUUUGACUUUUGACCGAAGAGGCUGUUUGACAGCACAACAUGUAGUAGGGAGCCAUACUCAAGUUAAAAGGUUACAUGUACACACAUCGAAUUAUGUUCAUUGCAAUGCAACAGACCGACAGACAUUCGCAGAAUGAAACACCA
Molecule: messenger RNA, 1244 nt
Organism: Lolium rigidum
Lineage: Eukaryota; Viridiplantae; Streptophyta; Magnoliopsida; Poales; Poaceae
Product: dnaJ protein ERDJ7
Exons: 10
Coding region: 198-1094 (298 amino acids)
Biological process (GO): protein folding
Cellular component (GO): endoplasmic reticulum membrane
Source: RefSeq, a predicted model, not a curated record